CGGUAUCAUGCCGCAUUUUUGCAACAUGCGUGUGGUAUACCGCAGCUGCUCAGAACAGCAAGAACAGAGUGGAGCUCUCAAGCUUUAUUUGCGCCAAACAACAACGAACAGAAACAAUGAAGGUCAAGCUGCGGUCACUGAUUCUCGGCACUGCUUUUCUUGAGUGCGCGGUGUUGCUACUCUUAUUUCUUGCAGGUCGCCAGUAUUGGCUUUACAGCGAAGAAGCCGUCCGGGAAGCAAAUGUGGAGAACCCGCUGUUUGUGACUGCCGAGCACUUCUAUCCAGAGUAUUGGCGAAACAACGCGACGCAAGGCGCUCGGCUCGGGGCCAUCGAGGACCUUCUGCACGCGGGGGUCCAAGCGUUUCGGCAGUUGGGCUUGCCAGUUUUUUUGGAAAGCGCGAACUUGAUUGGGCACGCGCGGCAUGGCAGGCAGAUGGUUCCGUGGGACACGGACGGGGACCUCGGUUUUCUGGAGUCAGAUUGUCGAAAAGUCGAGAGAAGCGACGGCGCCCCAAAGGGUUCUUCCUUAGUGGAGCGUCUCAACCAAGCCCUUGCCAAUGUGGACGUGGUGUCGCAACAAGAAGACCUCGGGAAAAUACAAAGAAAAAAAGGCAAAAGUAAACGACAGAAAAAGGCCGCGCCGUCGCCAUUCAAAGCGCUUUUCUUUGGGUGCCGUUGCGAGGAAAAUGGACUGCCCAAGGGUAGCUGUGAGGGAGUUGAGAAGCGCGUAGCUGGCAGGCUCGUGCACACAGGUUCCGGCACUGUCGUCGACGUUUUCGGCUACGCACUGGUGAAGAAAAUGAAGAGACGCGGCUGGCAGCGUCACUUGACGGCCCAAGAAGCUACGACGAUGUUUUCGGAGCGGUGGGGCUGGCGCGAUCAGAUAAAAACCUCUACUUGCGCAUCUACUUCAACAGCAGGCUCUUGUUCGUUGAAUACGACACCUUCCUCUGCAAACGAGACCGGGACGGAAGAGGGAGCUGCAGUACUUCAAAAUAACGGAAGUAGUGACCACUCGGUCCUUCUCGAUAAGUGGUACGAGCGUGUCGGGGAUACGCACAGUGAUUUCACUUUCCCGGUAUCGUCUCUUCUGCCGCUGCGAUCGGACGUUUUUGGUACGAAACAGUUUCCCGUGCAGGUUCCCAAUCGUCCAGCCGAGUGGCUUAGCUGGGAAUACGGACCAUGCGUGCUCCUGGGGCCGCAUAUGUGGCCCUGGGAUCUGCUGCUGAACGUGACCUUCCCUGCCGGAAGUUUUAUCUCUGUCGCCGGAAUCGCUCUUGCUCUCGGCUUCCUGGGGCUGAUAGCCGCGAGACUCGUGCACCUCGAGGAGGAGGCGGGACUAUCAAAAACACAGUCUUCAUCACAAGCUUCCCCGGCUAUCGCACAACUAUCGGUCUCAGCAAGAUCGUGGUCGGCUUUUUUGGUUGGCGACGUGUGUCCAAAGAUACUCGCUGCGUAUUUGUUCGACAAUGGAAUCGCUGUCGUCGCGGCCUUGUGUCUUGCUGGAGUGGCAUUAGUCGUCCUUCCAAGCAUUCUGCUGUUCUCCUACGGAAAACACGAGCUGCGAGGUUCUAGUGCAGCGCGAUCAAUGCUCAAACUGGCCUCGCCCGUUCUCGUAGGUGGCAACACAGCACUUUUACUGCUAGCUGCCUUCCAGCUUCGAUCGGUGCAGCACCAGUUGGGAUGUCACAUCGAAGGACAAUAUUUCUCUCCGAUGCGGCCAAAAACGUGGACACUCUGUUUAUUUGGUGUGUGCCGGGAUUUUACUUAAGGGUGAACAAGAACAUAAAGCGGUCGGGAAUGCGAUUAGCACUACCUGGUGCCCCUAAGCUGCUGACAUAAGUAAUAAGAAGUGCGUGUGCGGUCGUGCAGAUGAAUCUAGCGAAUCAUGAACAGGUUCGGUUUUCACGACCUUGAAAGUAGCAAUACGCUUUUUCGUCUAUUCACUGUGGCGCUCUGUUAAUUGAGUUUGAAUCAUGAUGGUGUUGUUUUCUUCAGAAGGAAAAAAAAAGACGUUCAGCGGCUAGCUUUUGCGGCCUGCAUGCAAAGAAUUA
Amoebophrya sp. A120 is the source of this 2055-nucleotide messenger RNA. Lineage: Eukaryota; Dinophyceae; Syndiniales; Amoebophryaceae. The record is from the annotation of a GenBank genome assembly.